Molecule: messenger RNA, 1566 nt
Organism: Vitis riparia (riverbank grape)
Lineage: Eukaryota; Viridiplantae; Streptophyta; Magnoliopsida; Vitales; Vitaceae
Product: probable mannitol dehydrogenase
Exons: 5
Coding region: 191-1273 (360 amino acids)
Biological process (GO): lignin biosynthetic process
Molecular function (GO): cinnamyl-alcohol dehydrogenase activity; zinc ion binding
Source: RefSeq, a predicted model, not a curated record
GGAAACUUCAGGCCCCCGUUCAGAUUCUCUAACAGUCUUACCUCACCCAUUACGUCAGCCCAGACAAACCCCCCACUCUGCUACUAUAAAUCAGACCAUCUGCAGUCCCAUUCUUCAUUUCCUCUCUUAGAGUACUAUCAUUCAUUCUCUUAGCUUCACACAUAAUUUCUCAUCCAGAAAAGAGAAGAGAAUGGCAAAAUCACCGGAGCAGGAGCACCCCACCAAGGCCUUUGGAUUGGCAGCCACUGACCCAUCUGGCGUCCUCUCCCCCUUCAAAUUCUCCAGAAGGGCAACCGGGGAAAAGGACGUAAGGUUCAAGGUGCUCUACUGUGGAAUAUGUCACUCCGAUCUACACAUGGUCAAGAAUGAAUGGGGUUCUUCCACCUACCCUCUAGUUCCUGGGCAUGAGAUUGUAGGCAUAGUGACAGAGGUUGGAAGCAAGGUGGAAAAGGUUAAAGUAGGAGAUAAAGUUGGUGUUGGGUGUAUGGUUGGAGCUUGCCACUCUUGUGAUAAUUGUGCUAAUGAUCUAGAGAAUUACUGCCCCAAAAUGAUAUUAACCUAUGGUGCCACUUACUAUGAUGGAACCACCACAUAUGGAGGCUACUCGGAUGUCAUGAUUGCUGAGGAGCGCUAUGUGGUUCGAUUCCCGGACAACCUUCCUCUUGAUGCCGGUGCUCCCCUCCUAUGUGCUGGGAUCACAGUGUACAGCCCCUUGCAACAUUUUGGAUUCACCAAACCUGGAAUGCACAUAGGUGUGGUUGGCCUAGGUGGGCUGGGACAUGUAGCAGUGAAGUUUGCUAAGGCUUUUGGGGUUAAGGUGACAGUGAUCAGUACUUCCCCUAGCAAGAAGAAGGAAGCCACAGAACACCUUGGUGCUGACUCCUUUCUAGUCAGCCGUGACCCAGAUCAGAUGCAGGCUGCCUUGGGCACAAUGGAUGGCAUCAUUGAUACAGUCUCUGCAGUUCACCCUCUUUUUCCAUUGAUUGGUUUGCUGAAAUCUCAUGGGAAGCUAGUUAUGGUUGGUGCACCAGAUAGACCACUUGAGCUACCAAUCUUUCCUUUGCUUAUGGGGAGAAAGAUAGUAGCUGGUAGCUGCAUAGGAGGGAUGAAGGAGACACAGGAAAUGAUUGAUUUUGCAGGAAAACACAACAUAACGGCAGAUGUUGAGGUUAUUUCAAUCGACUAUGUGAAUACUGCCAUGGAGCGACUCCAGAAGGCUGAUGUUAGGUACCGGUUCGUGAUAGACAUUGGCAACACAUUGAAAGAUGCCUAAGACAAGUUGGCUGGAGAAUCACCCCUGGAAAGAUGAGGAUUGAUUUAGUGUUUUCAGUGGUGUUUCAAUUAUUUACCAAAGCCUUGGCUUUAUUAUACCAAGAGUACUGUUAGCAUAUCUUUUAAUACGAUUAGUGCAUGUGCCUCGUAUGAUGUUUGAUAUCCGUCCUAAGAAAGUUGUAUUACCACUUAAUUGAAAUGACUGUACCAGUGAGCAUAUCAUUUUGCGUUGAUGUUAAAGACUAGUGAAGAAGCUAAAAAUACUCACGAGAGAUGGUGCCAUUUGAACUGCAA